This is a messenger RNA of Copidosoma floridanum, 618 nucleotides long. RefSeq names its product Ras homolog enriched in brain (gene Rheb). Gene Ontology annotation, cellular component: membrane. Gene Ontology annotation, molecular function: GTPase activity; GTP binding. The record is from RefSeq and is a predicted model, not a curated record. Gene Ontology annotation, biological process: signal transduction. Lineage: Eukaryota; Metazoa; Arthropoda; Insecta; Hymenoptera; Encyrtidae.
CUUUUACAAAAAAUACUCGGGUACAUUCUCAAGAUUAUGAAGUCAAAUUAGUUGAUACAGCAGGUCAAGAUGAAUACAGUAUAUUUCCUACGCAGUACUCAAUGGAUAUUCAUGGAUAUGUUUUAGUGUACAGUAUAACUAGUGCAAAAAGCUUCGAAGUCGUACAAGUUAUAUAUGAUAAGUUACUUGAUAUCACAGGCAAAGUACAUGUACCAAAAGUUUUAGUUGGAAAUAAAACAGAUCUUUACGUAGAUCGUAUGGUAACUACAGAACAAGGGAAACGUCUCGCAGAUUCAUGGCAUGCAGCUUUCCUAGAAACUAGUGCUAAACAGAAUGAGUCUGUAGCAGAUAUAUUUCAUACUUUGUUACUUGAAAUUGAAAAAGCCGAUGGGAAUGUGCAGGAAAAAUCAAGUUGUGUCGUAUCCUGAAUAAAUUCGUAAUACAUGGUUCACAUCUUUCAAUAAUGUAUAUUGCAAAUCAUAGUAUGGAAAAUAUGCUAACCUCUACACAGACUAAUAUUUAAUACUAUUAUUACGUUUUGACUUAUGUUUCGUACAAUGAUAUUUUAUAACGGUUUAGUCGAACUUGUUUUACCUACUGUAAAUAGUAUUUAAUAUG